AUGUGCAGCACCUCAGGCUGCUGCCGCGCAACCGGGACGCUAUCUCCGCGGGCCCUGAUCCCGGGCCAGAGGUCCCGGCGCCCUGCGCACACGUGGACGCCGCCGAGCAUAUACAGCAGUGACGAGGAUGAAGAAGACAUUGAGAUGUGUGAUCAUGACUAUGACGGGCUGCUUCCCAAGUCUGGAAAGCGUCAUUUGGGGAAAACGAGGUGGACCAGGGAAGAGGAUGAAAAACUGAAAAAGCUCGUGGAACAGAAUGGAACGGAUGACUGGAAAAUUAUUGCCAAUUAUCUCCCGAAUCGAACAGAUGUACAGUGCCAGCACCGGUGGCAGAAAGUACUAAACCCUGAGCUCAUCAAGGGCCCGUGGACCAAAGAAGAAGACCAGAGAGUGAUAGAGCUUGUACAGAAAUACGGUCCGAAACGUUGGUCUGUUAUUGCCAAGCACUUAAAGGGGAGAAUUGGAAAACAAUGUAGGGAGAGGUGGCAUAACCACUUGAAUCCAGAAGUUAAGAAAACCUCCUGGACAGAAGAGGAAGACAGAAUUAUUUACCAGGCACACAAGAGACUGGGGAACAGAUGGGCAGAAAUCGCAAAGCUACUGCCUGGACGAACUGAUAAUGCUAUCAAGAACCACUGGAAUUCUACCAUGCGACGGAAGGUCGAACAGGAAGGUUAUCUGCAGGACUCGUCCAAAGCCAGUCAGCCAACAGUAGCCACAAGUUUUCCGAAGAACAGUCAUUUGAUAGGUUUUCCUCACGCUCCACCUACUACUCAACUCCCUCCAACUGGCCAGCCCUCGGUUAACAAUGACUAUUCCUAUUACCACAUUUCUGACGCGCAAAAUAUCCCCGGUCAUGUUCCGUAUCCCGUAGCCUUACACGUGAAUAUAGUCAAUGUCCCUCAGCCCGCCGCUGCUGCCAUUCAGAGACACUAUAAUGAUGAAGACCCUGAGAAAGAAAAACGAAUAAAGGAAUUAGAGUUGCUCCUAAUGUCCACAGAGAAUGAGCUAAAAGGGCAGCAGGCACUUCCAACGCAGAACCAUACCUGCAGCUACCCUGGCUGGCACAGCACUGCCAUCGCCGCCACCGAGCCCAGCCGACCUCAUGGAGACAGCUCACCUGCUUCUUCCUUGGGAGAGCACCACUCCACUCCAUCCCUGCCAGUGGAUCCCGGCUCCCUCCCGGAAGAAAGCGCAUCUCCAGCCAGGUGCAUGAUCGUCCACCAAGGCACGAUUCUGGACAAUGUUAAGAACCUCUUAGAAUUUGCAGAAACACUCCAAUUUAUAGAUUCUUUCUUAAACACUUCCAGUAACCAUGACAACUUAGACCUGGAAAUGCCUUCUUUAACUUCACCUGCUCUCAGUGGUCACAAACUGACUGUUACAACACCAUUUCACAGAGAUCAGCCUGUGAAGACUCAAAAGGAAAAUACUAUUUUUAGAACUCCAGCUAUCAAAAGGUCAAUCCUAGAAAGUUCGCCGAGAACCCCUACACCGUUCAAGCAUGCGCUUGCAGCUCAAGAAAUGAAAUAUGGUCCGCUGAAGAUGCUACCUCAGACCCCGUCUCAUCUCGUGGAUGACAUACAGGAUGUGAUUAAACAGGAAUCUGAUGAAUCCGGAAUGGUUGCUGAAUUUCAAGAAAACGGGCAGCCUUUACUGAAGAAAAUCAAACAAGAGAAUAUCCUCACAAGUUCCGUUUUAAUGACGCCAGUAUCAGAAGAUGAAGACAAUGUUCUCAAAGCGUUUACAGCCCCUAAAAAUAGGUCCCUGGCAAGUCCCUUGCAGCCUUGUGGUGGUGCCUGGGAAUCUGCAUCCUGUGGGAAGACAGAGGAUCAGAUGACGGCUUCCAGUCAGGCUCGGAAAUACGUGAAUGCAUUCUCAGCUCGGACGCUGGUCAUGUGAGACAUUUCCAGACAAGCAUUAUGGUUUUCAGAACACUUCAAGUUGACUGGGGAGCUAC
This is a messenger RNA of Echinops telfairi (small Madagascar hedgehog), 1960 nucleotides long. RefSeq names its product MYB proto-oncogene, transcription factor (gene MYB). Gene Ontology annotation, biological process: regulation of DNA-templated transcription. Gene Ontology annotation, cellular component: nucleus. Gene Ontology annotation, molecular function: RNA polymerase II cis-regulatory region sequence-specific DNA binding; DNA-binding transcription factor activity, RNA polymerase II-specific. NCBI's taxonomy places the organism in Eukaryota, Metazoa, Chordata, Mammalia, Afrosoricida, Tenrecidae. The record is from RefSeq and is a predicted model, not a curated record. The coding region runs from base 1 to 1902 and encodes 633 amino acids. The transcript is spliced from 14 exons.